AUGCUGUUUAUGGGUUAAUGGCUGUAGCUUUCAGUCUGGGCGGGUAGCAGUGGUCUGGAUUUCUUUUUGCCUGCUGAUAGGUCGCACUAAACAUUGGCUUAAUUAUUAAUGGGAAAUGAAUUACAAAUUGAAAAGAUAGACAGUUAGUCUUGUCUUUGGUGCAGUUUGUGAGAAUCUGCUUGUUUGAGGAUGGUUAUUACUGCAUGGUGACAGUAUUGGUGGCACUUCUUGUAAAUGGAGUACGGAUUUGAGAACUUUAGCAUGGAUUAGAUUGGCAUUGAUCGUAUUAUGGUGGACAACCACUUGCGUGAUUCAGUCCACUUUGAGUUUUUGGCAAUGGAUUUAAAGUAUGAGCAAAAGAGCCUAACUGGAAGUACUUUUAAGGGCAGUAGUUUCUGCUGGGUGGGGGGUUGGUCAUGGAGGUGGUGUGACGGUUUGUAAUUUGAUUCCUACUUUCACUCUUUUCUUAACGGUAUUCUAUAACUGACUUCGGCCGUCAUGAGAAAACGUACUGCAUACUCAGGGUCACGCCCCCAGCUCCACAACAAGCCCCGUGAUUGGUUGGUUCUCUCGGGAGUGAGUCAACUUCCUUGUCUUAAGUCAUGCUCUUAUUGGCUGCCUCAGACUGCCUUUGUGUCGAUGCCUUCCGCUUGCUCCCGGGCGUGCUCGGACACAAACACACACUCGCAUACACACAAGCGCGCGCAUGCACAAACACAGACGUAAACCCCGCGGCGAAAGACCAUGUAUAUCCUUCUCUUUUAACUCAAGUAGGACCGGAGUCUGUUUAUCCUUUUCAUGGCCACUUAAUGGUAAAAUAUUCGGAAAAGCUGCAAGUAUUGCCAGAGUUUGGAAGAAAGAAGUAAAGAGAAACCCUUUUUGGUUUUGUUAGAUGUAGACUGCUGCGUUUUUUUUUUUUUUUCCCUUCCCUCUUUGUUUUGAAAAAGGCAUCUUCCGGUUGUUUGGCUCUUUGUAGCUGGCUGCUGUCGGGUUGCAAGUAAUAAGCCGGUGUUUCCAAUUUGCCGGUCCAGUCCAGACACCAUGGCCUCUCCCAUUUCCAAACAUGGAAGCACAUCCUCUGCGGUCCAGGCGUCAGUGCCCAACAGGAUGAUGGCUGUCCAAGGAGCCACCGAUCAUCUGGAGAAGUUCCUGGAUAUACCAAAGUGUCUCAUUGUGGAGCAGCCCAAAGAGCGGGGCAUGCGCUUCCGCUACGAGUGCGAGGGGAGGUCGGCUGGCAGCAUCCUGGGGGCCGGUAGCACGGAAGCUAACAAGUCCCUCCCAGCGAUUGAGAUCCGGGGCAGCUUGAGGCAAGUGAAGAAGGCGAAGGUCAUCGUGUCGCUGGUGACUAAAGAUAUCCCUCACCGGCCACAUCCCCAUAGUCUCGUGGGUAAAGACUGCAACGAUGGCAUCUGCGUCGUCAACCUCAACCUUCGCACCCACCCAAAGCACAGCUUCGCCAAUUUGGGGAUCCAGUGUGUGAGGCGGAAGGAACUGGAUGCUGCCCUGGAGAGACGAAGGAAACAGAAGAUUGACCCGUUUAAUACUGACCACUCAAAGAGCAUAGAAGACAUCGACAUGAACGUGGUGAGGCUCUGCUUCCAGUGCGAGCUGGAGAAGGAGGAUGGCGAGAAGAUGCAGCUCAGUCCCGUGGUGUCCAACCCCAUCUACGACAAGAAAGCAACCACCACUUCGGAGCUGAAGAUCAACCGUCUGAAUGUGGUACAAGGGUCUUGCACCGGCAAGACAGAGAUAUACCUUUUGUGCGACAAGGUGCAGAAAGAUGACAUUGAGAUCAUCUUCAGUCGGGACAAAUGGGAGGCCAAGGCAGAGUUUGCACAGACGGACGUCCACCGGCAGAUUGCCAUCGUCUUCAAGUCUCCACCCUACCAAGAACGUGACAUCACAGAAGAGGUGGAAGUAGAUGUCUGCUUGCGUCGACUCUCUGACCACAUGAGCAGUGAACCUGUCAAGUUCACCUACCUUCCACACAACCCAGACCCAUAUGAAGUGAACCGGAAGAGGAAAAUAAAACCAGAUAUCAGUUUUAAGGAUGGCUGCCGUGUUGCAACUCAACACCAGGCAAUACCUGAACCAACCAACUGCCAGUUUAGCUUCCCUUUCCUUGCCACUGAGCCCAGCUACCCAGUAGCAGACCUUAUUGGGGCAUCUACCAGUCAGUCGUCGCAAGAUUUGAAAGAUACCCAUUACAGCCCCUCCCUGGACUUAAAACGGGAGGAUAUUAGCGCGGAAGAUUUUCAGAAUAUCUUAAGGAUGAUCUCCAGCAUGGAUGACAGUGGAGCCAUGAUGCCCUCAGUGGCCAUGACCCCCGGCUGCCAGUCCCAACAGCUUCAGCAGCAGCACAUGUUCCCCGACGUGGGGCAUCAAACCGAGCCCAUACCGUUGGACCUGGAAAACAUGAACUUGCUGAACAUGGACCAGAAUUUCAUGGAGAACCAGCUGGACCCGGAUUACUAUAAUGACGUGUACAUGUACAGUCAGACCCGCAGCCAGCAGGCUUUCCUGCCGGACCUGGUCGGGUCCAGCUCGCAGGCCCUCUGCGCAUUUGACAAUGAUGGCAUUAACUGUGUCAAAGCGGAGACACAUACAGAUCUGUGAAGGAUAUGAAGUCAGCACCUUCAGGCUAUGACAUAUUGUAUAGGUUCUGAACAUUGCUAUCAUCAUUCCAGUUAUUUCUAAUGCUUAAAAUAUUAGCAAGAAGGUUAUAACAUAAUAAUACUGAUGGAAAAUGAUUUGCCUUUAUUGAGAACUCAUGGGGGUGAAGGGGAAUUUCCACACCCGCGUAUCGUCCCUCCUUGUCUAUGUCAGUCCAUUCAGGUCCAGGCCUUUUGCUUUGAUGUGACUGUCGGAGAUGUUUCCUGGUUCACUGAAGACACAACUAAGGUCCAGGAGAAAACAAGGGACCCAAUCAACGGGACAAAUAUCGCUGAGUACAGUGGCGAGCUGCAUGCUACUGUAGAGAGUUUUCUUGUCGUUGGGGACCUGGACGUGUUAAUGCGAACGUGCAAACCAUUUGGUAGGACAGUUGUGUUCGCAUUACAGUUAGAUACAGGUCACCUUAUGAUAAUGAAUUUGAAUCCUCAAGGUGGCCAAAUCUGAUAUAAGCGAAAAAAAUCGGAAUUGGGCAGUGAGGUGUGUAAUGUGAAAGCAGCCAAUCAAAACGUUAGUGGCAGAUCAGACAAACUGUCGACUCGCUAAUGUGUUCGUUACAGAUAGUAACCUUACAUGCUUUGUCUUCAACUUUAGAAAUUAGGCACUAGUUUUGCAUUGCACUUCAUGUAUAGGUAUUUGUAAAGGUUGUUAAUAUAUGUAUUAAGUGUGAUCUGUGAUGUAUUUUCGUGGUCUGCUGCCCAGCUGUUCCCCAGGGACAGUUGGCUAUGUCCUGUUCAUUUUCUGUAAUUAAAUAAACAUGUCAAUAAUAA
This is a messenger RNA of Brienomyrus brachyistius, 3440 nucleotides long. It is a transcript of the gene relb, whose product is annotated as v-rel avian reticuloendotheliosis viral oncogene homolog B. NCBI's taxonomy places the organism in Eukaryota, Metazoa, Chordata, Actinopteri, Osteoglossiformes, Mormyridae. Gene Ontology annotation, cellular component: cytoplasm. Gene Ontology annotation, biological process: canonical NF-kappaB signal transduction; response to cytokine; regulation of transcription by RNA polymerase II. Bases 1042 to 2616 code for a protein of 524 amino acids. The transcript is spliced from 9 exons. The record is from RefSeq and is a predicted model, not a curated record. Gene Ontology annotation, molecular function: RNA polymerase II cis-regulatory region sequence-specific DNA binding; DNA-binding transcription factor activity, RNA polymerase II-specific.